Messenger RNA from Eutrema salsugineum, 878 nucleotides. RefSeq names its product probable E3 ubiquitin-protein ligase ATL45. The record is from RefSeq and is a predicted model, not a curated record. Bases 124 to 717 code for a protein of 197 amino acids. NCBI's taxonomy places the organism in Eukaryota, Viridiplantae, Streptophyta, Magnoliopsida, Brassicales, Brassicaceae. The transcript has a single exon.
CUCUAUUACAACUUAAAAUCAGAUUCUUCUUCCUCUCUAAACAACAACAACAACGAAAUUUUAAUUUCUCCUUUCUUUCUUCUUUAUCUCCUCUCUCUCUCUCUUCAAACACAAAAUCGAAAUAUGACUCGAUCCUCUAGAUUCCUAGGAACAGCGGCGGCGCCGCCACCGCCGGAAGAAAUCCUCGCCGCGGAAACCGACAUGGUUGUGAUUCUCUCAGCUCUUCUCUGCGCUCUCGUAUGUGUAGCCGGUUUAGCCGCCGUAGCUCGCUGCGCCUGGAUCCGCCGUCUCGCCGGCGUUAAUUCCUCCGCCGUAGGAGAAUCUCCGCCGCCGAACAAAGGCCUCAAGAAAAAAGCACUUCAAUCUCUCCCUAAAUCCACCUUCACCGCCGUAACAUCUGCCGUCGAUUCGCCGUGCUCUUCCUCCGGAGACGGAGAUUCCUCCACCGAGUGUGCCAUAUGCUUAACGGAAUUUGCCGACGGCGAAGAAAUCAGGAUCCUACCGCUCUGUAGCCACGCCUUCCACGUGGCGUGCAUAGACAAAUGGUUGACUUCUCGGUCGUCGUGUCCUUCUUGUCGUCGGAUUUUGGCUCCGGUGAAGUGUGAUCGGUGUGGCCACCACGCUUCUACGGCGGAGACUCAGGUCAAAGAUCAGCCUCCUCCUCAUCAACAUCCUUCACAGUUCAUUUCCGCCAUUAUUCCUGCUUUUCUUCCUUGAAAAGUUUCCACUUUUUUCUUUUUAAAAUUUGCGAAAAAUCAUCGGUAUGAUUAUCAAGAAAAGUAAAAGUAUUAUUAAUUAAUUAGAAUUAGGGAUCUUUUAGUUACUUGGACUUUUAGACUGUAACAAUGUUAUGAAUCUUAAAUCUUUUAAUGAUUCGA